Messenger RNA from Peromyscus maniculatus bairdii (prairie deer mouse), 2230 nucleotides. NCBI's taxonomy places the organism in Eukaryota, Metazoa, Chordata, Mammalia, Rodentia, Cricetidae. The record is from RefSeq and is a predicted model, not a curated record.
ACUUCUAUAGAUUACAUUCUCCAAUACCAAGAGACUUAUUAGCUUAUAUUCUUACACACACACACACACACACACACACACACACACACACACACACACACACACCAACUGCCCCCUCAACACACUCUACAAAGAGGAAGAAAAAGGAGAAGAGAAGGAGGAGGAGGGGAGAAGCCUUGCGUCCUACCCUGUAGAAGAUCUCAGCAUCCUGACACCUCUGAAGUAACUUCCAACAACGUUCACCCAUAAUUUGAGAAAUGGUGAAUGAGUACAAGAAAAUUGUUCUUCUGGUAGGACUAAUGGGUAUCAGCGAUGACGAUUUUAAAAUGGUUAAAUCCUUGCUAAGCAAAGAACUAAAACUAAAUAGAAAGAUGCAAGAUGAUUAUGACAGAAUUAAGAUUGCUGACUUGAUGGAGGACAAGUUCCCAAAAGAUGCUGGAAUGGACCAACUGAUAGACCUGUAUAAAGAGAUGCCAGGACUUGGAGACCUUGCUAAUAAACUCAAAAAAGAGAAGGCAAAAGCUAAAAGGAAACAGAUAGAAAGACGCAGGAUUCCAACAAGAGGAUGCAAGCAAGAUGAAGCCAAUACUUCCCAACCUAUGUCCACCACAAAUGAAGAUUCAGAACCAGAAUUGGGCAGGAGUACAUCCAACUCACAGGCUCCUCAGUUAUCUCUAGCAACUGCUUCUAUCAGGGACCAAGCUACUCAAGUAUCUCCAGUAACAGCAUCCAGCAGUGUCCAGGUCCCUGAAGUAUCUCCAUUAACAGCAUCCAACAGUGUCCAGGUCCCUGAAGUAUCUCCAGCAACAUCACCCAGACAUACCCAACCCCCUGGAGUGUCUCUAACAAAAGCAUCCAGCAGUGCCCAGGCCCCUGGAGUGUCUCGAACAACAGCACCCAGCAGUGCCCAGGCCCCUGGAGUCAGUGCCCAGGCCCCUGGAGUGUCUCGAACAACAGCACCCAGCAGUGCCCAGGCCCCUGGAGUGUCCCCAGAAAUACCAGUCAAGAAACCAAGACUGAAGACUGUACCUAAGCAACCAUCUGAGGAAGAGGGUCACCAUCAAGGUCCCAAAAAAGUAAUGGUGUUAAAAGCAACAGAACCAUUCACAUAUGACAAUAGAGGGGAGAGAUGGAUGUUCCAUGCCACAGUGGCCACUGAGACUGAAUUCUUUAGGGUGAAGGUGUUUGAUAUUGACCUGAAGGAGAAGUUCAUCCCAAACAAUGUCAUUACCAUCUCAGAUUAUGUUGGUCGAAAUGGGUUCAUAAAUAUACAUAGUGCCUCUAGUGUGUCAGAGGUAAAUGAUAACCAAUUAAUGAAUAUCCCAACUACACUGAGGCAAAGAGCCAAUGCAACACCUAAAAUCAAUGAUCUUUACUCACAAAGAAGAGGAAUAUUUGUGAAUGGAGUGUUUAUGGUGUCUAAGAAAAAUGAAAGGGAGGACUUCAUUUACUAUGAAAUUCAAGAUAAUACAGGGGUGAUGGAAGUGGUGGUCUAUGGACGACUGACGAGUGUUGACUGUAAUCCAGGAGAUAAACUUAGACUCUGGUGCUUUGAAUUGACAUCAAACGAGGAUAGAGUGCAGCUGAGAUCUACGAGGCACAGUAACAUGAAGGUCAUCAAGGCUGGGAGAGGAGAAACAACCUGCUUCCUUUAUGGAACUUCAUGAAUUCUCAUUAUGGAGACUUGGACACUUCUGAUGUUUACAGAGAUAAGAUCCAGUUCCAAUUACAGAAAAUGAUCAUACUUAUAACAGAUAAAAGUCAAUUCUUUGCUUUUUUUAUCUUAUUCUUCUUACAUUUUUAAUUACAUAAUUUGAUUUUAUAAUGCUUAUACUUUAAAAGGAAAAAAAACUGUUAAUCUGAAUCAAGUACUUCUACAAACUAUUCCAUUUGUUAUUUGCUUUAAAAUUGGGUCUGCACCUGAUCCCUCCUAUUCCCAUUCCUACCCCCCCAUCGAGACCCCUCCCCCGUCCACUAGCUCCACCAGAUAUUUCUAUUCUAUUUUCCCUUCACAAUGAGAUUCAUGUGUUCCCCCUUGAGCUUUCCUUGAUACUUGGCUUCUCUGGGUCUGUGGAUUAUAGCAUGGUUAUCCUGUACUUUAUAGCUAGUAGGGUAAUAUCCACUUGUAAGUGAGUAUAUACCAUGUUUGUCUUUCUGAGUCUGGGUUAUCUCACUCAGGAUGAUCUUUUCUAAUUCCACUCAUUUGCUAAAAAAAUUUCAUGGUGUCAUU